AUGUUCGUGCAAGCUCCUGCUUUGUUGGUUCAACAGAAGUCGGAGAAUUCUGAGGAAGGCAGCGACGAAGAAGGGACCGGUGAUGUCCUCCAGAAACGCCGAGAAGAAUGCGAGAGAAAGGCAAGACGAGGGGAGAUGGAUCCCCGUCUAGAAUUCGCUUUCCAACUCUUGAUGGAUGCUACACAAUUGUCCCGCCACGAGGUCAUGGAUCACGUUUUCGAGGGAGACAUGCUGGACGAAAUCAAUCAACUGUUUUUGCCCCAUAUGAAGUCCACCCUCGUCUGGUAUUAUCAAGAAGUGGAGGAAUCUGAAACUCUACGUCCUAUAGAAACGAUUCAAGCAAAAACUUCGACCACUCGACCAAGUCCAAGCACAUCGGUACCGAAAGUUAAAGAACAAAAAGAAAUAAAAGAAUCAGGGAAAAAGAAAUUGUUUCUUACCGAUGGAUGGCAAGUACCUUGUACUGGAAUAUGCGUUUACAUAUUCAGAUUAAAUAUCUCGAAACAAUUACCCGAGGAAGGUUUCCAAAAAGAUCUUUACACCGGUGUGAUAGACACAAAAAAAGUGGGGAUAAUAACCGCGAUACAGAGGAUAGUAGAGUACGUUUUCAUGGAUGCGCUUGCACAUCCUGGCUCUGAAGGAGAGGACGAUUGCCCGAUGAUUAAGAGCCUUUUAUUACCGGGUUUGAGAUCUUUCUGCAGUGCUCUGAAAGUGUGUGAACAGGUAGCUCACGAAGGGCGCGUAUUCGACGACGAUGAAGCUCUAAUGGUGCAAGUGCGCAACUUUGAGGAAGCAAAAGCAUUUAUAGCGAAAAAAGACGCUGUGAAUAUCGUAGAGGAAAGGGUAAGAACGUGGAUCAAGAGAUUGAAAGACUUCAUGGUAGAAAGCAAGCAGGUGAAACGAGAGAAUGAUAAUUCUGGUCCUCAGCAAGAAUUGGAAUAUUGGAAACGAAGGGGAGCACAGUUCAGUCAGUUAGUCAACAAACUUCAGGAUCACGAAAUACGAAUGUCGCUUCUUUGUUUGCAAGUUGCGCGUUCCAAGUUGAUAAAAGAUUGGGUCGAUGUAGAGGAUGAUGUCACUUAUUGUUAUAACGAAGCGAAGGAUAAUGCAAAAUUUAUACAAGCGUUGGAAAAAUGCUGUCACUGCUUGUAUUUGGACGAUCCAGUGAAGAUGAGAGAUUCCCUCGUAUCGCUAUUACAAACAGUUCGUUUAAUAUACAGCGUGUCGAGGUAUUACAACACAUCGGAACGAACUAGUUCGUUAAUGAUAAAGAUCACGAAUCAAAUGAUCGUGGCUUGUCGAGAUUACGUCACAAAUAGAGGUCGAGAAACUGUCUGGGGUCAAGAUCGAGCAGUUGCGCGAUCGAGGCUGAAGCAUUGCUUAAAACUGAACAAAGCUUACAGAGAAACUUAUAGACUGGUUCGGUGUUCUCCUGCUGUAACCGAACAAGAAUUCUCGUUUUCAGAAACUCACGUAUUUGGACGAUUCGAUUCCUUUUGCGAUAGAGUAAGAAAAAUUUUGACUAUGUUCGAAUUGAUACAAGAUUACAAAAGUCUCUUCGAAAGAAGGAUGGAGGGUCUUUUAUUGGGAGAAUCAUUGGACGAUGCCAUAAGAACGUUCGAAGAGGCUGAGAAAGUUGCUACCGCUAAAGGUUACGAUUAUCUAGAUCCAAGGAAUACCGAAUUUGAUACGGACUACAAUGAUUUCAUGACAAAAACUGAUACCCUGAAACAAAACAUCGGUAACAUCAUUGAGAAAAAUUAUGCGGACGUUUGGGAAACUCUUCAGGGUAUACGAUUUUUAACUCGAUUCGAAAAAGUCAGUGAGAAGAUACCACUAACGAAACUAGAUGAAAAGUACAACAUAGUAGUAAAAUAUUGCGACAAAGAAGUGGACAGAAUACUAAAGUUAUUCAAAAAACAGAGGGAUGAUCCACCAUUACCGAGACAUAUGCCAGCUAUCGCUGGAAGAUUAACUUGGGCAAAUUCAUUGAAAGUACACUUAGAUGAAUUGGCUACAUCAGUUUCCAAUCAUCCAGUGCUAAAGACUCUUCCGCUUACUAUGGAACUAGAAAAACGAUAUAAUUACGCCCUCGGCGUUUUGAACCAAUACAAAUCAGACAUCGCUGAAGUCUGGACUCAUCAAAACUCUUGGGUCAUUGAAGACUGUCUAAAACGACCUUUGCUGGCGGUGGACGAAAAAACAGGAAAGAUUAAAGUCAACUUAGAAGGACGCGUCACUCUCCUGCUCCGAGAAGCUGAUUGUUUGGCCAAAUUGAAUCUGGAAAUUCCUAUCGUCGCAUUGACUAUUUUGGCAAAGAAAGAUUAUUUCACAUUGGUCACAGACUCUCUUCAAUUGAUGAUCGAAGAGUUCGUCUUUACGGCCAGACGUGUGAAACUUGAAGUGAGGCCAUUGUUACUACCGCAUUUGGUGCGAGUUGCAUCUUUGCUGGAACCUGGUUUGACUUCUCUGAAUUGGACCAAUCCAGAAUGGAAAAACUUCUAUCAGAACACAAAACAGCAGAUCAAGGAAUUUGAUAUCCUUAUUACAAGGGUUCACGAUGUGUACGACAAUAGGAUUUUACAGGUGCUGGCAGCUAUGCAAAAGAUAACGUUACAUUCUAUGCCAGAAUCUGAUCAGCCUUGGACUAUAGAGGAAUUUGUAGAGAAGACCGAAGAAGUAUGCAGACUGGCAGCGGUGGAUUUAUAUCGUAAAAGUAUGAUGGUGGAAGAGGCUGUGGAAGAAGUACUAGAUCUUGUUAAGAACGCGGCAGAGAAUUUCAAAGCCGCUGCUAAUUCCAGUCAAUUCGAGUUUUUUAAUAGCGAAGAAAAAGAAGAGGUAGUGGACCAAACGGUCCAACAAGAUUGGUCCUUAGUUUGGAAUUUAUUCGACGAUCCUCAUCAGCUAUUGGUUACUCCUGGUAGCUUACCGAAAGGAAUGCAAGACAUGGUUCGAAAUGCCGUGUCCGAAAUGAGAAGAUAUUACUCUAGAAAAGUCGUCGAUGUUCUGAUAAGAGUCACUAGAAGCUCCUUGGACAUUAUUAGAAAGCGAUUUAUUCGGGAAAUCGAUCCAGAGGACGCACCGAGUCCAAUAUUUCUGCUUCAUGCAACAUUAAUGAUACCGAUGGUGACCGUGAAACCUAGUUUAGACGACGUACAGGAAGUCCUAAUUUUAGUUGGUAAAACCAUCGCUGGCGUUGCGAGAGGAGUGUCGCAAUGGAAUUCUAGAAUAAAUAAGGAUACAUGGGGUCAAGCCUACCCCAAAAGGAAUUUCGCAGAUAUCGUCAUGCGCGCUCAGAUGCAAGCAGCGAAGAGGAAACAAGAAGAGCCAGAAGAUGCAAGAGUCAGAAGACGAAGGCUCUUCAAAAUUAUCUCUGAGGAGAGAUCGAUUUUCCCUGUUCAGGAGCAGAAUUUUCACGCAAUGGUGAUGGAUAACAAAGAAGUGAUAAAACUAUUAUCCAUGAUAAACACGUGCAUGCAAGAAUUCAAGCUAGACCUUGCAGAAUUUAUCGAUAGGUGGAAGCCAUAUAAAUUUUUGUGGAAGAAUGAAAGAAGUAUGCGGGAAUUACUACAAAUUUCUUUGCCUGAAUUUGAAUCUACGCUUCGAAAGCACAGUGAACUCGAAGAUCUUUUAGCAACCGAACCUGAUAUGGUCAUUUUUGGAAGUUCCAUCGCUGUCUCCACGGAGAAGCUGAAAUAUGGCUUAUACACGGAAAUCAAAGCGUGCACCCACAAAAUUGGUCAAGCAAUGAAAAAGAAGUACCGACGCGAAAUGGAAUAUGUUUAUGCGUUAAUGAACGAAAUGGAGCGUAAAUUGGAUCGUCAGAUACGCGAUCUGGACGACGUACGACUUAUUAUGGAUACUUUAAAGAAAAUUCGGGAACAGGAAGUUGACAUGGAAUUAAAAAUCGACCCAAUCGAGGAAGCCUUCAAUAUCGUCACAAGAUACGAAGUACCAGUGGACCAAGAAUGUCUGGAACAAGUUGAUAACUUGAGAUAUACGUGGCAACAGUUGCUCGCACGAGCGCAAGAAAGUCACGUGUUGCUGUUGAAGCUGCAGCCACAGUUCGAGGAAGAUCUUAGAAACAAUCUCGAGAACUUCCGUAUCGAUAACAAGAUGUAUUGCGAGGAAUACAGAUCUUCUGGACCUAUGCAAGCUGGUCUGAGUCCACGAGAAGCUUCGGAUAGGCAGAUCUUGUUCCAAAAUAGAUUCGAUGGCAUGUGGAGGAAAUUGCAAACUUACCAAAGCGGUGAAGAAUUGUUUGGUUUGCCUACAACGGAUUAUCCUGAACUAUCACAAAUAAGAAAGGAGCUGAAUUUGCUUCAGAAAUUGUAUAAAUUGUACAAUGAUGUUAUCGACAGGGUGAACAGCUACUAUGACAUUCCAUGGGGCGAGGUAAAUAUCGAGGACAUAAACAACGAGCUAAUGGAAUUCCAAAACCGAUGCCGCAAGUUGCCAAAAGGCCUGAAGGAAUGGCCCGCGUUCUUCGCCCUAAAGAAAACCAUCGACGACUUUAACGACAUGUGUCCGCUCCUAGAAUUAAUGGCCAACAAAGCCAUGAAACCUCGCCACUGGCACAGGAUCGUAGAAGUGACGGGCUACUCGUUUGACCUCGAAAGCGAGGGUUUCUGCUUGAAGAACAUCCUGGAGGCGCCUUUAUUGAAAUAUAAAGAGGACAUCGAGGACAUUUGCAUUUCGGCCAUGAAAGAAAAAGACAUCGAGGCGAAAUUAAGGACCGUGGUGAAUGAAUGGUCGUCUCACGAGUUGACGUUCAUGACGUUUAACAACAGAGGAGAAUUAUUAUUAAGAGGAGACACCACUGCUGAGACGAUUGGCCAACUGGAAGACAGUUUAAUGGUGCUUGGCUCGUUGAUGUCGAAUCGAUACAACGCACCAUUCCGCAAGCAGAUACAACAAUGGCUCACGGAUCUGUCGAAUACAAACGAAAUACUAGAAAGAUGGCUGCUGGUACAAAAUAUGUGGGUUUAUCUAGAAGCCGUGUUCGUUGGUGGUGACAUAGCAAAACAAUUACCGAAAGAAGCGAAAAGGUUUAGUAAGAUUGAUAAGAGCUGGCAGAAAAUCAUGCAGAGGGCACAUGAGACUCCGGGAGUGGUACCAUGUUGCGUAGGAGAUGAUUUGCUUAAGCAACUUCUGCCACAUCUGCAGGAACAGCUGGAAUUGUGUCAGAAAUCUCUUAGUGGAUAUUUAGAAAAGAAGCGUAUGAUGUUCCCAAGGUUCUUCUUUGUAUCAGACCCUGCUUUGUUGGAGAUACUUGGUCAAGCUUCUGAUUCUCACACGAUACAGAACCAUCUGCUAUCUAUUUUCGACAAUACGCGUUAUGUGAAGUUUCAUGAUAUCGAAUAUAAUAAAAUGACCGCCGUUAUUUCAUCGGAAGGUGAAACGAUCUUGCUUGAAAAAGCGGUGAGGGCAGAGGGCUCGGUAGAAACGUGGCUAACGCAACUUUUGCAAACAUCGCAACAAUCUUUACACUCGAUAAUCCGGCAGUGUCAUUCUAUGAUAAACGAUGCAAACUUUAAUCUACUUACAUUUUUGGAUAAAAUGCCAGCUCAGGUCGGUUUACUAGGAAUACAAAUGAUCUGGACCAGGGACAGUGAACUAGCUUUAGCUCAAGCUCGUGCAGAUAAAAAGAUUAUGACAGAAACAAACAACAGAUUCCUGGAUUUACUGAAUACAUUGAUCGAUCAGACUACCAGAGAUCUUGCAAAAAUUGAAAGAACAAAAUUUGAAACUUUGAUUACAAUUCAUGUGCAUCAACGUGAUAUCUUCGAUAUAUUAUGUCGCUUGAAUGUACGAUCACUGAACGAUUUCGAGUGGCUGAAGCAAUGCAGAUUUUACUUCAAAGAAGACCUUGACAAAACAUCGAUCUGCAUAACAGACGUGAACUUUACAUAUCAAAACGAAUAUCUAGGAUGCACAGAAAGACUCGUGAUUACUCCACUAACAGAUAGAUGCUAUAUAACUUUGGCACAGGCAUUAUCGAUGUCUAUGGGUGGCUCACCUUGUGGUCCAGCCGGAACAGGCAAGACCGAAACUGUCAAAGAUAUGGGCAAAACUUUGGCCAAGUAUAUAGUAGUAUUUAAUUGUUCGGAUCAAAUGGAUUAUAGGGGAUUAGGACGUAUCUAUAAAGGACUAGCACAAAGCGGAUCUUGGGGUUGCUUCGAUGAAUUUAAUAGAAUCGAGCUACCAGUGUUGUCUGUCGCUGCUCAACAAGUUGCAGUUGUUUUGGCUGCGAAAAGGGAGAAGAAGAAGCAGUUCGUUUUUACCGAUGGAGACUUGAUCGACAUGUGUCCUGAGCUUGGAAUAUUUAUAACGAUGAAUCCUGGAUAUGCUGGUAGAAAAGAACUUCCAGAGAAUCUAAAGAUACAGUUCCGCACCGUCGCUAUGAUGGUACCUGAUAGACAAAUCAUUAUUCGAGUAAAACUAGCUAGCUGUGGUUUCCUGGAAAACAUCACGCUUGCUCGGAAAUUUUACACUUUGUACAAAUUGUGCGAAGAACAACUUACAAAACAGGUCCAUUACGACUUUGGUCUAAGAAACAUAUUGUCCGUAUUAAGAACAUUAGGAGCGUCGAAAAGGGUAAACUCCAAAGAUUCUGAAAGCACGAUCGUUAUGCGUGUUUUAAGAGAUAUGAAUCUUUCGAAACUCAUAGACGAGGACGAACCAUUAUUUAUAUCAUUGGUGGCUGAUCUGUUUCCAAAUCAAGCUCUUGAAAAGACUUCUUAUCCAGAGUUGGAAGCUGCUAUUAGUCAACAAGUAGAAGAAGCUGGAUUGAUAUACCAUCCGCCGUGGGUGCUAAAAUUAAUACAGCUGUACGAAACACAAAGGGUAAGACAUGGAAUAAUGACCCUAGGUCCGACCGGUGCAGGAAAAACCACUUGUAUACAUAUUUUGAUGAAAGCUUUAACGCAGUGCGGCAAUUUUCACAGAGAGAUGAGAAUGAACCCAAAAAGUAUAACAGCUGCUCAAAUGUUUGGCCGAUUGGACGUGGCGACUAAUGAUUGGACGGAUGGAAUAUUUUCAGCUUUAUGGCGCAAAACAUUGAAAUUAAAAGAAGGAGAGUACGUAUGGAUGGUGCUUGACGGACCUGUUGAUAGCAUCUGGAUCGAGAACUUAAACUCUGUACUGGACGACAAUAAAACUCUCACUCUUGCGAAUGGUGACCGAUUAUCGAUGUCAUCUAAUUGCAAGAUAAUCUUUGAGCCUCAUAAUAUCGACAAUGCAAGUCCAGCUACGGUAUCUCGUAAUGGAAUGGUGUACAUGAGUUCAUCAGGAUUGGACUGGAGUCCUGUGGUGACUGCUUGGUUGAAAAGUCGAACACCUUUGGAGCAAGAAGUGUUUGGUCAAUGUUUUACAGAUUCUUUUACGCAGAUUUAUUCAUGGAGCACUCAAGCUUUAUCGUUGACAAUAGACGUUCUACAAUGCAACAUAGUGCGACAAAUGUUAUGUCUCCUCGAGGGUCUAAUUCCACCCGAGGUACGCAUAGAAGAAAACGACGACGAAGAAACAGAAGAUGAAAAACGCCAACCGAUGACAGCCGAACAUCUAAAACGUUUUUACGUUUUUGCUUUGGUGUGGGGUAUAGGAGCAUUGUUAGAAACAUCGGACAGGCAAAAGUAUGACUCCUACCUGCGACAAAAUUUCGAAAGUUUAGAUUUACCAACAUCAGAAAAAUACCCCGAAGCACAAUUGUUCGAUUUCUAUGUCAGUGAAAAGGGUAAAUGGGAUACGUGGACAAGCAUGGUGACCAACUACGUUUAUCCAGAGUAUUCGACGCCUGAUUACAGCAAUGUAUUGGUUCCUAUACCUGAUAACGUGAGAAUACAAUACCUAAUCGAUCUAAUUGGUCGUCAAGAUAAAGCAGUUUUAUUAAUAGGUGAACAAGGUUCUGCCAAAACCGUCAUGAUGAAGUCGUACAUGAAAAAAGCGAACAGAGAGACCACUUUAAGUAGAUCGUUCAAUUUCAGUUCGGCUACGAGUCCAUAUCAGUUUCAGAAAACCAUAGAAAGUUACGUGGAGAAACGUCUAGGUAGCACGUUUGGACCACCAGGAGGGAAGAAAAUGUUGGUUUUCAUCGAUGAUAUAAAUUUGCCACAAAUAAACGAGUGGGGUGAUCAAAUCACCAACGAAAUUGUUCGUCAAACGAUGGAUAUGAAAGGAUUUUAUUCUUUAGAGAAACCUGGAGACUUUACUAGCAUCGUAGACGUAACAUUUUUGGCAGCAAUGUGUCAACCAGGUGGUGGAAGAAAUGACAUUCCUCUAAGAUUGAAGAGACAGUUUUGCAUUUUCAAUUGUACGCUACCUAACGAAGCAUCCAUUGAUCGCAUUUUUAGCGUGCUCGGAGAAGGUCAUUACAACGCUAAAAGAGGAUUUUCAGCGGAAGUUAGGAAUCUCGUCAAUAAAAUGGUUCCCCUGACAAGAACACUUUGGGAAAGAACUAGAGCUAAUUUAUUACCUACACCGGCCAAGUUUCACUAUACCUUUAAUCUUCGAGAUUUAUCAAGAAUUUGGCAAGGUAUGCUUGGUACACUAUCCACAGUUAUCGAUAAGGAAAGUGUGCUUAUGUUGCUGUGGAAACACGAAUGCAGUCGCGUAUUCAGUGAUAGAUUCACUAUACAAGCGGAUAAAGACUGGUUCGAUGAAGAAAUUCUGAAAGUUGUUAAUGAAAUGCUAGGGGAGGAUUAUACGAACAUGCUCGAUCAAGAUCCUGUAUUCGUAGAUUUCAUGAGAGAUGCACCCGAACCAACCGGUGAAGAAGGUGAAGACGCCGACGUUGAGUUACCGAAAGUAUACGAACCCGUUUAUGACGACCAAAUCCUCAGGGACAGACUAGAAAUGUUCCUUUCGCAAUUCAACGAAAUGCAAAGAGGUUCUGGUAUGGAUUUGGUCUUCUUCCCCGAUGCCAUGCUGCAUUUGGUUAAAAUAUCUAGAGUCAUUAGACAUCCAAAAGGGAAUGUAAUGUUAGUCGGUGUCGGAGGAUCUGGCAAGCAAAGUCUCACGAAAUUGUCAUCCUUCAUUGCCGGCUACAAAACGUUUCAAAUCACUUUAACAAGGUCUUACAACGUAGCAAAUUUUUUAGAAGAUCUAAGAUAUCUUUAUCGAACGUGCGGAGCUCAAGGAAAGGGUACGACGUUUAUAUUUACUGAUCUGGAUAUUAAAGAGGAGGGCUUCUUGGAAUACUUGAACAAUAUUCUGAGUUCCGGGGUUAUCAGCAACUUAUUCACUCGUGACGAACAGCAAGAGAUCAUUUCGGAAUUGACGCCUAUCCUGAGACGCGAAAAUCCAAAACGAACGAUCAACAACGAACUCGUAAUGGAUUUCUUUCUUCAGAGGACCUGUCAAAAUUUACACGUAGUAUUUUGUUUCUCCCCGGUUGGCGAAAAGUUUAGAAAUCGUGCUCAACGUUUUCCAGCUCUCAUAUCAGGCUGCACGAUCGAUUGGUUCCAGCCUUGGCCCAGGGACGCUCUAAUCUUAGUUGCUAAACACUUUCUGCACGACUUUAGCAUAGCUUGUACCAGCGAAGUCAAAUCUGAAUUGGUGAAUGCCUUAGGCUCCAUACAGGAUAUUGUUUCUCUGACGUCCGCGGAAUACUUUCAAAGAUUUCGUCGCGCUACUCACGUCACGCCAAAAUCGUAUUUGAACUUCAUCGGUGGUUACAAAAAUAUCUACCAAAGCAAACAACAUGAACUCGGCGAGGGGGCUAGGCGCAUGGAUACUGGCUUAGCGAAGCUGGAAGAAGCUUCGAUAUCAGUUGAGAUCUUGAAAAGAGAUCUGGCUGAGAUGGAAAAAGAGCUAGUUCAAGCAUCUGAAAAAGCAGAAACUGUCCUCUUGGAAGUGACAGAAAGAGCAAUGCAGGCAGAGGCAUUUAAGAAUCAGGUGCAAAAAGUGAAAGAGAAAGCUGAGCAAUUGGUAGCUUGCAUAGCAGAAGAAAAAGCCUUAGCUGAACAAAAGCUAGAGGCGGCUAAGCCUGCGCUGGAGGAAGCAGAAGCUGCUCUGAACACUAUUAAACCGGCUCAUAUAGCUACCGUCAGGAAAUUGGGUAGACCACCUCAUCUCAUUAUGAGAAUCAUGGAUUGUGUGUUAAUUCUAUUUCAACGCAAAAUUGGAUCGGUUGUUCCGGAUACAGCUGCGCCAUGUCCAAAGCCUUCUUGGGCAGAAUCGUUAAAGUUAAUGGCCAGCACCACGUUCUUGCUUCAAUUACAAAACUAUCCGAAAGACAUAAUAAACAACGAGAUGGUUGAAUUACUUCAACCUUACUUUAAGAUGGAGGACUAUAACAUGGAAACUGCUAGACGAGUUUGCGGUGACGUGGCAGGUUUAUUGUCCUGGACAAAGGCAAUGGCUUUUUUUCAUUCGGUGAAUAAGGAAGUCCUACCACUGAAGGCUAAUUUAGCGUUACAGGAAGCAAGACUCAAGGUGGCCAUGGAGGAUCUGGCAAACGCCGAGAGAGAAUUAUCGGAAAGAGAAAUGGCCCUGCAAGCGGUUAAGGAACAAUAUGACUCUGCUGUUUCGGAGAAGCAAAGAUUGACAGAAGCUGCAAACGUGUGUCUUAGGAAAAUGACAGCUGCAACCGCAUUGAUUAACGGGUUAGGCGGUGAGAAAAUACGCUGGACCGAGCAAAGCAGCGAGUUCAAAAUUCAGUUAGGUCGACUAGUUGGAGAUGUUUUACUAGCAACUGGCUUUUUAUCGUACUGUGGGCCAUAUAAUCAACAGUACAGAGCUAGCUUAGUGUCAUCUUGGAUGAACAUUUUGGCAACUAAAUCCAUUCCCUUCACUAAAAAUCUGAACAUUACAAACAUGCUCGUAGACAGUGCGACAAUGUCGGAAUGGACGCUUCAAGGGCUACCAAAUGACGAAUUGUCUGUACAAAAUGCGCUUAUCGUAACUAAAUCCUCUUCGUAUCCUCUGUUAAUAGAUCCUCAGAAUCAAGGAAAAAUGUGGAUAAAGAACAAGGAAUGCAUGAACGAACUACAGAUUACGUCUCUUAAUCACAAAUAUUUUAGGACUCACCUUGAAGACAGUCUCUCUUUAGGCAGACCAUUGCUGAUAGAAGACAUCGCGGAAGAGUUAGAUCCAGUUCUCGAUAACGUGCUUGAAAAGAAUUUUAUUAAAUCCGGUUCCAUCGAGAAAGUAAUCGUCGGUGACAAAGAAUGCGAUGUAAUGCCCGGUUUUAUGUUGUACAUCACCACGAAAUUACCAAAUCCUGCUUACAGUCCUGAAAUUUCAGCAAAGACAUCGAUAAUCGAUUUUACUGUCACGAUGUUAGGCCUGGAGGAUCAGCUACUUGGUAGAGUUAUCCUUAUGGAAAAGGCAGACUUAGAAGCCGAAAGGGUGGCUCUGUUCGAAUCAGUGAUGACGAACCAACGAUCAAUGAAAGAACUCGAAAGCACUCUGUUACAUCGACUCACCUCUUCCGAAGGCUCUUUAGUAGACGAUGAAGCGCUUAUAAAUGUGCUCAGAGAAACCAAAGUAACUGCAGAAUCGGUUAAUGAAAAACUAAAGGUGUCUGCGUUAACGGAAAAGAAGAUCAUGUUAGCCCGAGAAGAAUUCCGUGCUGUCGCGUCGAGAGGAUCUAUUUUGUAUUUCCUUAUUGUAGAGAUGAGCAACGUAAACGUAAUGUACCAAAAUUCGUUGCGACAAUUUCUGACUAUAUUCGAUAAUUCCAUUACCAAAUCUGUGAAAAGUCCUAUCACUGGUGAAAGAAUAAACAUAAUUCUUCGUCACCUUACCUACGAAGUGUGGGCCUUUACUCUGAGAAGUCUAUACGAACGACACAAAUCGUUGUUCACCUUGAUGCUAGCUAUGAAGAUAGACUGUCAUCGAGGUGUAAUUUCUCAUACAGAGUUCAACGCUUUUAUUAAAGGCGGUGCAUCCUUGGACUUAAACGCAGUUACACCUAAACCAUUCAGGUGGAUUCUUGACAUAACUUGGCUGAAUCUAGUCGAGAUCAGCAAACUAGACACGUUCUCGGAUAUUCUAACGAAAAUCGAAUUCAGCGAAAGAGAAUGGCGAGUAUGGUACGAAAGAGAGAAACCCGAGGAAGAGGAACUUCCUUGCGGAUAUCAGAAGAAACUCGACGUGUUUAGAAAAUUACUUUUGAUCAGAUCGUGGAGUCCGGAUAGAACUUUAUCCCAGGCGAAAAAAUACGUGGUUGAAUCAUUAGGGAAAGAGUAUGGAGAAACGAAGAUCUUGGAUCUAGAAGCUACGUGGUUAGAGUCUGAAGUUAGAUCACCGCUUAUAUGUAUAUUGUCGAUAGGAUCAGACCCUAGCCCACAGAUUACUGCACUGGCAAAGCAAAAAGUCAUCCAAUUGCGAUCGGUGUCCAUGGGCCAAGGCCAAGAAUUUCAUGCUCGAAAAUUGAUCUCGGACGCUAUGAACACUGGUACUUGGGUAUUGCUACAAAAUAUUCACUUAUCACUUCCUUUUUGCACGGAAGUUAUGGACGCUCUAGUUGAAACAGACAUUGUGCACGAAGCAUUUAGACUUUGGAUGACUACAGAAGUUCAUCCGCAAUUUCCUAUUGGUUUACUACAGAUGGCCAUCAAAUUUACGAACGAACCACCGCAAGGUAUUAGAGCCAGCCUGAAAAGAACUUAUCAAGGCGUAACGCAGGACACAUUGGAUUACAGUACGCAAUCACAGUGGCCACCUUUACUGUAUGCUGUUGCGUUUCUACAUACGGUAGUUCAAGAACGUAGGAAAUUCGGACCUCUUGGUUGGAACGUACCAUACGAAUUUAAUCAGGCUGAUUUUGCUGCUUCCGUUCAGUUUAUACAGAAUCAUUUGGAUGAGAUGGAUCCAAAACGGGGAGUAUCGUGGCCAACUAUUUGCUAUAUGCUUGGAGAGGUUCAAUACGGUGGUAGAGUCACUGAUGACUUCGACAAGCGUUUGUUAACUACAUUUACGCACGUUUGGUUUUGCGAUGUACUAUUGCGACCUGGCUUCGAAUUUUAUCGUGGAUACAAAGUACCACAAACCAAGAAUCUUCAGGGAUACUUGGAUUACAUCGAUAGCUUGCCUGCAACCGAUACGCCGGAAGUGUUUGGUUUACAUCCAAAUGCAGACAUUACUUAUCAAAUAAAUACAGCGAAAGGAAUACUUGACACGAUUUUGAGUGUCCAACCGAAAGAAGGGAAUGCACAAGGCGGUGAAACUAGAGAAAACGUCGUCUAUAAACUUGCUAACGAUAUGCUAGCCAAAUUACCAAAGCAAUAUAAUUCUUUUGAAGUGAAAGAAGCACUUCAACGAAUGGGUGCACUGUUACCGAUGAAUAUAUUUUUGAGACAAGAAAUCGACAGGAUCACCAGAGUCAUUAAAGAAGUGUAUAACACUUUAACAGAUUUGAAAUUAGCUAUCGAAGGUACCAUUGUGAUGAGCCAAGGUUUACGAAAGUCACUUGAUGCGAUGUACGACGCUCGCAUUCCCGAGAAAUGGCUAAAAAUUUCCUGGGAAUCGGCAACGCUUGGAUUUUGGUACACAGAGCUUUUAGAACGAGAUCAUCAAUUCAGGCAAUGGUGCAUUUACGGCAGACCUAAGGUCUUCUGGAUGACUGGAUUCUUUAAUCCUCAGGGAUUUCUAACUGCAAUGAGACAAGAAGUAACUCGAGCACAUAAAGGUUGGGCUCUUGACUCUGUUGUAUUACAAAAUUUAAUUACAAGAUUUAACAAGGAAGAUAUAAAAAAUCCACCUCAGGAGGGAGUAUACGUUCAUGGCCUAUUUUUAGAGGGUGCUUCGCUUGAUCGUAAAACCAGCAAAUUAGUAGAAAGUAAACCAAAAGUUCUAUAUGAACAAAUGCCUGUGAUUUACAUUUACGCAAUAAACACAACUGCAGGGAAGGAUCCAAAACUUUAUGAAUGCCCUAUAUAUAGAAAACCACAAAGAACAGAUUCGAAGUACAUCGGAUCGAUCGAUUUUGAAACUGAUCAUAACCCUCGACAUUGGACACUACGAGGUGUAGCGCUUUUGUGUGAUAUAAAAUAAAAUAAAAUACUCCAAACACGCUAUUAUUUUUCCUUUCUGCUAUAAUGUACUCGCUAAAUACCAAUCACAUUAUGUAAUACUAGAACGUCAGAUAUAAUGCAUGUCAAACAGUACCAGUUUGUACCAUGUAAGGCUUAUCAAAUGUCUAUGUACACCCUUUCAAAGCAUUAAAAUUUUCAAUAUAUUCAAAUA
Molecule: messenger RNA, 14190 nt
Organism: Bombus huntii
Lineage: Eukaryota; Metazoa; Arthropoda; Insecta; Hymenoptera; Apidae
Gene: Dhc1
Product: dynein axonemal heavy chain 5
Exons: 34
Coding region: 1-13998 (4665 amino acids)
Biological process (GO): microtubule-based movement
Cellular component (GO): dynein complex
Molecular function (GO): dynein light intermediate chain binding; ATP binding; minus-end-directed microtubule motor activity
Source: RefSeq, a predicted model, not a curated record